ACGGCAUCACCUGACUUCGGCCGCUUUGUCUCAAAAAAAAAGUCACUUUGGCCACUGAACGUGGGAUUGGGCGAGACGGGCGUGGCGUGGUGGCCGACGGCGAGACGGCACAAGCGGCAAGCGGGGCACAGGCCGUGCGUCGUCGUGUUCUUGCUGACGGUGACCUCGCAGCCACGGUCGUCGGCGGCAGCGCAGGGCAGUACUCGCGGCGAGGCGGCGACCGGCGGGCUGCAACGCCACCUCGCGCGGAACCUGUUCGACGUAUUGCCCCGCCCAACCUACUCUCCUGGACUCUCUCUCUCUCUCGUGCCAUGGCGACGGCAUUGCUUCACGCCACCCUCGGCCGGCCACCAUUGUCGUCUCCCUCCACCUCCAGCUCCCUGCCAUUCAGGCGCCACCGCUUCGAGGUCCCUCUCCCACGGCACCCAGGCUUGGUGGCACACCGGCGCGGGGCGUGCCCGAGGAUCGAGGCCAUGGCGAGGCACGGCGCGCGGAAGGAGAACGCCAAGGUCAGGAACCGCCGGCUGCAGAAAAAGUACAAUGGCACUACGACCAAGCCCAGGCUGUCCGUCUUCUGCUCCAACAGGCAGCUCUACGCCAUGCUCGUCGACGACCACGGCAAGAAGAUCCUCUUCUACGCCAGCACCCUGCAGGAGGAAAUCCGCGGCGACCCUCCAUGCAGCACCGUGGAGGCCGCUCGGAGGGUCGGGGAGGAGCUCGUCAAGGCGUGUAUAGAGCUGGACAUCUCCGAGGUCUCGUGCUACGACCGCAACGGGUUCGCCCGAGGGGAGAAGAUGAUGGCGUUUGAGGACCCGGUCGCGCAGCACGGGUUCCUGCCCAGAUAGCAAAGUUCUGAGAUCCUUGGGAGGCUUGCACCAGCUGCUCAGCGUAGCAGGCUAUUUAGUGAAGAGUAGGAGUGUAGCCUGUGGGAAGUUGUUUGCUCUAUGAACUGCUUGAUGUAUGAUCAGGAGUACUCGAUAUUUCACAGCAUGUUAUUAAGCCAGACAAUCA
This is a messenger RNA of Triticum urartu, 1011 nucleotides long. RefSeq names its product Ribosomal L18p/L5e family protein. Gene Ontology annotation, cellular component: ribosome. The record is from RefSeq and is a predicted model, not a curated record. Gene Ontology annotation, biological process: translation. Lineage: Eukaryota; Viridiplantae; Streptophyta; Magnoliopsida; Poales; Poaceae. Gene Ontology annotation, molecular function: 5S rRNA binding; structural constituent of ribosome.